Messenger RNA from Myxocyprinus asiaticus (Chinese sucker), 4831 nucleotides. Its product is annotated as roundabout homolog 1-like. Gene Ontology annotation, molecular function: cell-cell adhesion mediator activity. The record is from RefSeq and is a predicted model, not a curated record. The coding region runs from base 201 to 3539 and encodes 1112 amino acids. Lineage: Eukaryota; Metazoa; Chordata; Actinopteri; Cypriniformes; Catostomidae. The transcript is spliced from 19 exons. Gene Ontology annotation, biological process: homophilic cell-cell adhesion; dendrite self-avoidance; axon guidance. Gene Ontology annotation, cellular component: plasma membrane; axon.
AGCACCUCCAGUUGGAGCGAGUCCCACCCUCAGAAGAUAGAUCUGAACUUAAAUCUCCCUCUUUAAUUUACGGGGAAGCAAUUUCACAACCAGUCUGGAUCAAUGAUUACGUGUAAAAGUAGUCACUUUUUGUCGCGUGAAUUGAACUGCGAUGCGCUUAAUUAUUUUCCUCGAGUAAAUUUACAACACGACUCGAAAACAUGACAACGAGACGACACUUUCUGAUGCUUUGUUGGGUUUUUGCAAUUAUUUAUAACAUUCAAGGUUCCAGACUCAUUGCAGAUAACAGCCUGCCCCGUAUCAUCCACCAUCCCUCUGAUGUGGUGGUCAGAGCGGGCAGCCCAGCCACACUGUCCUGCAGGGCAGAGGGCAACCCUGAGCCCACCAUACAGUGGCUCAGAAAUGGCCAGCCCCUGGACACAGAGAAGAUGGAUGUAGAGUCACGGCCCAUCGUUUUACCAGAAGGAAGCUUGUUCUUCCUCAGCGUUGUCCCUGGGAGAAAGAGUCAAACUCAUGAAGCGGUAUACGCCUGCAUUGCUCGGAACAGCGCCGGAGUUGCGACUAGCAGAAAUGCAUCUCUUCAUAUAGCAGCUCUGCGCGAGGAGUUCCGGGUGCAGCCCAGGGACGUGGAGGUGGCGGUUGGGGAGGUGGCUGUGAUGAACUGCAGCCCGCCUGUGGGACAUCCUGAGCCCAACAUCACCUGGAGGAAAGACGGAAUCCUCAUCAACAGCAGCAAUGAACAUUACACUGAACUCAGUGGUAAACUGAUCAUUGCUCCUGCUCAGAAGAAUGACUCUGGAAUUUAUAGCUGCAUAGCUUCAAACACCAUUGGAGUGAGAGAGAGUCGAACUGCUCGGCUUUCUGUAUUAGCCAAACCGGUUUUACAGCGUAAACCAGAGGAUGUAUCAGUACAGCUUGGGGAUUCAGCAAAGUUUUUUUGUGAGGCAGAUGGAGACCCCAUGCCUUCUGUAGAGUGGAGUCGAGAACAAGGACCACUACCCAAUGGCAGAUAUUUGAUCAACCCAGACCACAGUUUGCAAAUCCACUAUGUGACAGCCCAGGACAUGGGCAGGUACACUUGCACUGCAGAAAAUAAGCUUGGUGUGUCUGUGGCCAAUGCACAACUGCUUGUAGAGGAUGUGGGAAGCACUAGACUGAGAGAUCUACACAAGGAGCUGUCUGAAUUACAUGUGAGCCUGCAAAACGUCACAGUUCUGAGUACAGCUUCCAACAUGUCUCAAGUCAUGUGGAGGCUGCAGUCCUCUCUUUCAAAGCCUCAUUAUCUUGAAGGCUUUGAGGUUCUGUAUCGGUCUCUUCUGCCAGCCAGCUCUGACUGGACAGCUCAACGGGUUCCUCAGCCUAAUGUUCACACUCACGUGGGACCUCUUAAGAGAGGCUACAAGUACGAGUUUAAAGUUCGACCCUACGGCAGCAGCCUGUAUGGGCGGGAGAGCAACACCAGACACUUACAAGUACCAGAGAAAGUCCCUAGUGCACCACCUGAGGAUGUCUCCAUAACAAUGCCCACUGACCGUAAUGACACUGUCCACCUGAGCUGGGAACCCCCACCUCAUGAGGCUCACAAUGGGAUCAUUCAGGGAUAUCAGGUGUGGUGUGUGGAAUCUGAGGAGCUAAAGUCUUUGAACUGGACUCUGGACAGUGGAACACACAGUCUUGAGAUCAGUCCACUGCAGCCCGGCAGGCUAUACUGGGUCACAGUGGCUGCCGUUAACGGGGCAGGAGUGGGGCUUCAGAGCGACCCGCACAAACUGCUCAUAGAGUCCAGGCAGGAGGUGACACCUUAUCAAACAGGCAUAGGCAGUGUGUCUCAUAUCCUCGCUGUGAUUAAAGAGCCGGUGUUUAUCGGCAGCGUUGGCACCCUCCUGUGGUGUUUUUUGAUGAUUACAGCCGUGUUUCUGUACAGGAGACAUGUCAAAUCUGCCAAGCCGGGAGGCAAAAACUCAGGUUUGUAUAGACUGGAAAGUAAAGACCUCAUCAUCAAACACAGAAUGGUGGCACCAGACUCUCCAUGGAUCUCUGGAGGCUGGAGGCCAAACUCAAGCAGUGAGCCCAAGCAGAGCUUUUGGACCUCGAGCCAGGAGAACAUUGGCUUCCGGAGAACCACUCUGCCCAUAACAGCUAUAAAGGACUCCAACCCCCUGCGGUCAGCCGUCCCCAUCGUACCAGACAAUUGUGGCGUCUACGGCACCUUUUACGUGGAUCUAACUGGGAAUGGGCUGAAGACAUUUAGUAGUCCAGGACGAUGUCCCAAAAUGCCCCACGGCAACUCUCAGCUGCAUAACUCGGAGACGGUUCGCAUCACUGAGCCCAUCGUCAAAACUGCUGUUGUAAGAGAAGUGCAGGCGUUGCCAUGGAAACGUGCCCUCCCUUCCCAGCCCAAUAUGGGAGUUCUGAAAGAAUCUUGGGAGAAAAAUUAUAAACGAGAAUUGCAUGCUGUGAAAAGUGCCCCUUUAAUGCCCAUGCAUCAACAAGCCCUGGCAGUGUGCAGUACGCCGGGUAACCAUCAGCAAAAAUUUAGUCAACAUCCAGCAGGUGAUGUAUCAGAGUCUGUGAAGCCACUGAGCUCUCCACGAAUCCUGCACUACUCUGCCUCACUGCAGUUGGUGGACAUGUUGCCCAGCCCUCCGCAUCUUCAAAUGGAGGACAACCACAGCCUCAGCUCAGAGGAAGAGUCUACCAGGUCCACAAAGCUAACAGUAGACAUUGGCUCUCAGCAGUCUGUGUGUGCUGCUUCUGGGCUCCAGGGUCCUGCUUCCACCACUACAGUCUGUCCGACUCAUCACAGCCCUUCCAUGGGUUGCCAAGCCCAUCCAAGCCCCUCCUAUAGUCAGCUCUCCGCUGCUUCCUUCUGCCUGUCCACUGAUGACUACCAGGACACCACACUCAGCACUCAGGGCCACACGCAAUGCAUGGAGUUCAGCCCCAAAUCACAAGGGCAAAGCACUCUCUCUGAUAGUUCACCCUCAGUGUCCCAGCCCUUCUCUCCAACACCAACGUUUGGCUAUAUCUGCGGGCCUGCAGACCGGGAAAUGGGCGACAUUGAUGAUGAACAGGAGUCUCAGCCAAUCGGGCUCAGGAAAGCCACACUGAGGAGCACGCCCUCCUCGUGCUGUAGCGAAUGGGAGGGCUCGCUGUGGAAUGUAUGGGGUUCAGAGUCCGAGAGCAACAUGACGAGUGCCCGAACAAGUAUCAUCAGCUCCUCCGACUGCUCAUUCAUAAACGAUGCAAACUUUGCCCGCGUCCUGGCUAUGACAGCAGAAUCCAAGAGCGGUACUUUAUCAGCAGACUUCUCCCCGCCUGAGUCCCCCCUAAGCGUUCUGUUCCCACCUCGAGAGUGUUUCGGAGAGGUGGAGCCGAUGCCCGUGUGGGACUGGAGCACCGCAUGGGUGGAGGAGUUGGAGGCCCAGUUCAAAGCCUCCAGAGAGGCCAGAAGAACCUCCACAUCAACCCGACAUUCUGGCAUUGAGCACUGGAGAGGACAGCUGGUGAGCAGCCAGAAAAACCCAUCAGACCGAUGAUCAACUCCAUGUUACCUCACAGACACACUUGAAGCCUCAAACCAAGGGUUGUUUUUUGGACUUUAUUUCCCUGCAUUUCUCAGGGCGUCCCCAAGCUUGUAGUUUUGACAGGCCUGGGUUUGUAUCAAGGUCAGUUAACUCUAAGAACACAUUUCGCUGCGAGGUUUGUGCAGUGUUUUUCACUCUCCAUAAGGACAUUACCACUCCAUGUUAAGGAGAAUUGUACAGGACAUCCAUAUUCGCCUUCUAAGAAAUGUAAAUAAACCGAUUUUAUUUAAUAAACCAUAUCAUACACUUUUAUAUGACAGAGUCAUCUAAAAUACACAGGAAAUAUUAUACAAGAUGUUUUGUAUUUAGAUCUCCUUUUUAUUAUUUUAUAAUUGAAUACAUUGGUAACACUUUUCAAAAUGAAUGUAUUCAUUAACAUUAAUGACAUUACUUAAGAUGAACUAACAAUGAACAAUACAACUUUUACAGCAUUCAACAUACAAUAUACUAUUAAAUUUUUAUGUUUUUUGUUAUUGCAUUUGCUAAUGUUAACAAAUACAACCUUAUUCUAAAUUGUUACCAAUACAUUUAAAGUUUUAGGUGUCUUUUUUAAUAGUUUUCUUUUAUGUUAGUUAUUUUUAAUUUAAACAGGAAUAUCCAGUAUACUAAAUGCUUGUCUAAAUAAGCUUUUGGAGGUCUGUAUAUAUAUAUAUAUAUAUAUAUAUAUAUAUAUAUAUAUAUAUAUAUAUAUAUAUAUAUAUAAUUGUUGGGAUUUUUGGGGUGGAAAUGGUGGUAUAGUUUGAGUAAUAAUACUGUAUUUAGCUGUCAUUUCUUAACAAGCAUUUCACACAAAUAUUCUUUAAGCUUGCUGGACUAUUAAAAAGUCACAUUCAAUAAAAAAGCUACUUUAUUCUUACUAAAAAAAAACUAGUUUAAUUUUCUAAUAAAAGUCAAUAAAGAAGACAGAGUAAUAUUGUCCCUAUGUGUGAACAUUCUAUAACAAGCAUCCAGUGUUGAUUGUAAUCCGAUUCCAAAGUCAUUUGCUACUGCAAUCUAAUUACUUGUCAAAAGGUAGUGUAACACAUUACAUUUUAAAUUAAUGUGAUUAGGGUUGUCAGGAUUAUGAAAUUUGGCUGACAGUUGGCAAACAAAUAAUUGUGAUUAUGACGAUUAAUUGUCUGUUUUAGGGCUUUCAAAAUUAACAUACACAUUUUCAUAUUUCUUAAGGUGCAUGUGUGCUUAAUACAUCUUAAUAACUCAUUUUUACAUAUUUAACUUAAAAUAUAUAAAUAAAAUAAUAAAGU